AUGCAUGGUUCAAGAAACGAGGGGAGUGGAAUAAGUGAUGAAGCGUUGGAGUUAGCAGAUUUGUAUUGCAGUAUUCCAAUGAAGGGAAUGGUUGAUUCGUUUAAUGUCUCAGUUACUUGGACCGCAAGCUAUCUUCAGAUAAUUGCUGCAACACCCUUGGACUUGCACUCAGCAGCUGCUCUUAUUAACCAACGGCAACUGAAUUCUACAAAAGCUCUGGUGAUCAAACUUGUUCUACAGUCAGCCAUCUAUCUUAUCUGGAGAGAAAGAAAUGCCCGGAUCUUCACAUCAACUACUACAUCAGCUUCUGGUCUCCGUCGUGCUCUGGACCGUCUUAUUCGUGACCGCCUCAUCUCCUUCCCAUCUUCAGAUCAGUCUCCUUCGUCACUGCAGUUCUAUUUCUCGUGUACUCAACCUCCUUGA
Eruca vesicaria subsp. sativa (arugula) is the source of this 423-nucleotide messenger RNA. The record is from the annotation of a GenBank genome assembly. Lineage: Eukaryota; Viridiplantae; Streptophyta; Magnoliopsida; Brassicales; Brassicaceae.